GAUUCCUUCAAUUUGGGCUCUCCGAAACUAACUUGGCUUCUCGAUCCAUCCACUUCGAAACUUCCUUUUUUUCACAAUUUCAAUUCGUUUCGUUUCUUCCAAGUUAUCCUGUUCACCAAAGCAAGUCCUUUCCCUAUUCUUUUUCUUUUUCUUUUUCUUUUUCUUUCUGACCAACUAAAGAAACCUCUUUGUCACCUCUGCUAUUCUCACCAUUUGAUCCAUUUGCUAGUGGAUCAUCUCUGUGAAACUUCUACCUUUUUUUCACCAUUUCAUUUUGUUUCGUUUCUUUCAAAUUGUUUUGCCUAUCAUUUCUGAAAAUUUCUUGCCCAAAAAAAUAAUAAUAAUAAUAAAUAACCCAGUUCCUUUCGUAUUCACUUUGAUUCUGUCUAACUAAACAAACCUCUUUAUCUCACUUCUGCUAUUCUCACUUCUUCAUUCAUUUGGUGGUUCUUUUCUUGUCUCUGUACUUCUGUUAUCUGUGUAUUGUUUUGUGUCUGUUUUCCAAUACUCAAAAAGAAAAAAAAUAGUGGAAAAUGUCGGGCACCGAAGUUGGUAUUGCUGUUGCUGGCAGUGUCGCUGGCAAAGUUGCAGAGAACCUGGUUGAUCGAAUUUUCAAUCUAAUCUGGAACGGAAUAGCUCGUGUAUUCAAAUGGAAGACUAAUUUAAAGAAUCUGGAGAAAGAAGUUAAGAAGCUGGUCGCGGAAAGAGAUAGUGUGCUGCAAGUUAUGGAAGAUGCUGACAGAAGAGGGGAAGAGGCUGUGCUGAAGGUCAAGAUUUGGCUGACUGAUGCAGAGAAGUACAUUGGAGAGAUGCAGAAGUUAGAGGUUGAUAAAGACAAGGCCAAGAAGAAGCGUUUCCGAGGGUUCUGUCCUAAUCCCAGGGCACGGUGCCAAAUCAGCAAGCAGGUAGAGGAGCAUUUGGUGGCUGUUACUCAACUCCUACGAGAAGCUGAAAAAUUCAAGAUCCCAGAUUUCUACUGUCCUCCAAAAUCUACAGCACUAGUUAAUAAAGGUUUUGAGGACUUUGGGUCAAGAACGCCUGAUUUGAACCGUAUAAUGGAGGCCUUGAGAAAUACUGGCACUGACAAGAUAGGUGUGUAUGGGAUGCCUGGUGUUGGGAAGACCAUGUUAGCAAAAGAAGUUGCCAGACGAGCUGAGGAAGCCCAUUUAUUUGAUUCAAUUGUAUUUGCUUCUGUGACAAAGGAUCCAGACUUGAAAAGAAUUCAAGGAGAAAUUGCUGACAAGUUAGAUCUAAAGCUUCAUGGGGAGACUGAAUUUGGGAGAGCAAAUCAACUAAAGGCAUAUCUGAAGAAAAAGAAGAGAAUUCUUGUGAUUUUAGAUGACAUCUGGUCGAGGCUAGAUUUGGAUGAACUUGGAAUUCCUUUUGAAGAAAAAAAGAACGAGGCAAGUUCAAUUGGUGAAGAACAGAUGCAAUGCAAGAUUCUCUCCACGUCUAGAUUUCUCAAUGUCUUAUCAUGUGACAUGGAUACUAAUAAAAAUUUUGAAGUUCGCCCAUUACAAGAUGAAGAAGCAUGGGAGCUUUUGAAGAAGAUUGUUGGCGACGAAAUUGAAACUUCUGGCUUGCGGCUUACAGCGAUGGAGAUUGCCAAAGAAUGUGCUGGGCUACCACUGGCCAUUCAAUCUCUCGGCAAGGCUUUGAGAGGAAAGGGAUCUUAUGAAUGGAGGGAUGCUCUGCUACAACUGAAAAAGCCCUCUCCAGGGAACUUUGAGGGUAUCUCUGCAAAUGUUUAUUCAGCAAUUGAAUUGAACUACCAGCAUUUAGAAAGAGAAGAACUAAAGCAAACUUUCUUGCUUUGUAGUUUGUUCGGACAGAAUGCUUAUAUAGAAGACUUGCUAACAUAUGGUAUCGGCUUGGGCUUAUUUCAGAAUGUCAGCACAAUAGGAGAAGCACGAGAUAGACUACUAACAUUGGUUAGUAAUCUAAAGUCUUGUUCUUUGUUGCUUGAUGGGAAUAGCGAUACUCACAUUAAAUUGCAUGAUAUUGUUCUUGAUGUGGCCAUAUCCAUUGCCUCGAAGGACCACCAUGUGCUAUCAUUAAUACAUGAUAACAUACCCAAAAAGUGGUCAGAUAGGGAGGCCAUGGGAGAUGUCAAAUGGAUUAGUAUACAACAUGCUACUAUUAGUGAGCUCCCUGAUGAGCUGGACUGUCCGCAACUUACCUUAUUCUGUUUAUCUAGCAAGAAUCCUUUUAUGAAAAUUCCAGACAAUUUUUUUCGGGGAAUGCCAAAUCUCAGAGUCUUGGAUUUUACCAUGAUGUAUUUCUCAUCCAUGCCUCCAUCAAUUUGCCUCCUGAAAAACCUCCAUACAUUACAUAUGCAUCAAAGUGUUAUAAAGAAAAUAGGUAUUGUUGCAGAGCUGAGUGGUUUGGAAGUCCUUAGCCUUUCAAGAAGUGAUAUUGAAGAGUUGCCAACGGAAAUUGGACAUCUGACCCAACUAAAGUUUCUAGAUUUGAAUGAUUGUACCAAGCUCAAAGUGAUACGACCCCAUGUCUUAGAGAGUUUGUCCAGGCUAGAAGAACUGUACCUGCAAAACAGCUUCAAUCAAUGGGAUGCUAACGGACUUGGAAAUCAAAGAAAUGCUAGCCUGGCUGAGUUGAAGAAUUUGCAUAACCUAGUUGCUUUAGAUGUGCAUGCAUGUGAUGUCCAAAUUAUUCCAGAAGACUUAUUAGACUUAUUCUCUGAAAGAUUGGAAAGAUACAAGAUAUUCAUUGGAGAGGUGUGGAACAGCAGGGAUGGUUCUUUCAAGAGCUCAAAAAUAUUGAAGCUGGAGUUGAAUACAAGAAUUACUUGUGACCAUUCUAUCUGCAUGUUGUUGAAGAAAACAGAAGAACUACAUCUAGACGAACUGAAGGGUGUGAAGAAUAUAGUUUCUGAGUUUGAUGCUGAAGGUUUUCAAGAACUGAAGUAUCUUUAUGUUCAAAAUGCUCAUGAGAUUCAGCAUAUCAUUAACUCAGUGGGGGAGAUUCCUCGGUAUGCAUUUCCCCUCUUAGAAGUACUAUUUCUUCGGAAUUUGAAUAAUAUGGUGAAGAUUUGUCAUGGCCAGCUGGCAGAAACAUCUUUUAGAAGAUUGAGAACUAUAACUGUUGAAUGUUGUUAUCAGCUCAAGAGUUUGUUCCCAUUCUCCAUAGCUAGACGGUUUCUCCAACUUGAAGAAGUUAGAGUAAUAGAUUGCUCUAACAUGUUAGAGAUUGUUGAUGAGGAAGGGCAAGUGACCACUAAUGAAAUAACAGAAGCAAAUGAGAAUUUUGAGUUUGCCCAUCUACGGUUCCUGAAAUUGCAGUAUUUGCCAAAGUUCAAUAGAUUGUGCCAUGGACUUGUGGAAGCAAAUGAUUCAAGGUCCAAGCCUGUAUCACUUUUCAAUGAAAAGACUAUCUUUCCAAACUUAGAGGAGUUGCAAUUGUCCUCGCUCAACGUUAAAAUUAUAUGGAGCAGUCAGCUUUCCGCAAAAUCCUGCUGUAUUCAGAGUCUGACAAAGCUGAUCAUUGAGGGCUGUGAUAAUUUGAAACACCUGUUGUCACCCUCUAUGGCUAAAUGUCUGCUACAGCUCAUAUACAUUGAAAUAAAAAAAUGCAAGAGGAUGAGUGUAAUAAUUGCACCAGAGAAUGAAGAAGAAAUGGAAGAUUUAAUUUCGUUUCCGAAAUUAAACAUCCUGCAUAUUCAAGAUCUUGAAAACCUUAGUAGAUUUUGCUCUGGAAACUAUAGUGUUGAAUUUACAACUUUGAAGAAAUUGUUUAUAAGAAAUUGCCCAGAAUUAAGGGGGUUCACGGUCAAUACAAGCACAGAUGUUAUGGAUGGACUACAAUCCCUCUUUAAUGAAAAGGUUGUGUUUCCCAGCUUGGAACAAUUGCGAAUCAGUGGCUUGGAGAAGUUGAGGAUCAUAUGGCAUCAUCAUUUCCCUGCAGAAUCGUUUGGCAAACUAAAAAAUUUAUCCAUUUCAUAUUGUAAUAAAUUAUUGAAUGUUUUCCCAUCUUAUAUGCUUGCUAGAGUAUUGACAUCAGUGGAGGAGUUGCGGGUAGAAUGUUGUGGUAGUCUAGAAGAGAUAUUUGAAAUUGGGGAAUUGAAUGUGGAAGAGUCACAUGCUGUGGUAAACACUCAGUUAAGAAAUUUGUUUCUUUCGCUUUUACCAAGGUUGAAGUAUUUGUGGAGCCAGGAUCCCUGCGGAAUUCUUUCUUUUCGGAACUUGCAGACUGUGGUAACUUCUAGUUGUCAGAACCUCCAAAAUAUGUUUCCAGCUUCAGUGGCAAUGGGGCUUCAGCAACUUGAAGUGUUGAAGAUAAACACUUGUGCGAUGAUGGAGGAAGUUGUAGCAUUGGAAGAAGGAGAUGAAGCAGUUCCCAGGUUUGCGUUUCCUCGUUUAUCUACUCUUAAGCUGUGGAAUCUACCAAGACUCAAGUAUAUCUAUAGUCGCAAACACGUAAUAGAGUGCCGCAAUUUAAAAGAUUUCUGUGCAUUUCAAUGUGGCCCUUUUAAAGAAACAAAAGCAGAGAGGCUUGACAAAUUUCCAGUUCAGCUGCCGCUUUUCUCUAUAAAAAAGGUUAUUCCUAAAUUAGAGAAACUGUCAUUAACAAGUGAUGACAUUACAAUGAUAUCUGAUGGCCAAUUUCCAGGAGACCUCUUUUGCAAUGUUAAAGUUCUUCGUCUUCUUACUCAUAAAGAUAAAUCACCUGUUUUUCCAAUUCACUUCCUUCUAUCUUUUCGCAAGUUGGAAAAGCUUCAUGUAGCUUUUUCUAAUUUCAAGGAGUUAUUCCCUUCUGAAGACGACACUGAUGGUCAGGGGAAAUGUGUGGGACCAGUACUAUUACAUAUUAGAGAGUUGAAGUUGAAUUCACUCAAUAAUCUGAAGCAUAUAUGUAACCAAGAAUCUGGAGGAGCUGGUCUAAUUCUUCAAAAUCUUAAAAUUCUGAAAGUGAAUUACUGUCCUGGCUUGAUUAGCUUAGCAUCUACGGCACCUUUCCACAAUCUCACCACUUUGGUUGUAUGCAGUUGCCAAGGGUUAAGAAACUUGGUUUCACUCUCAACAGCACGAAGGCUGUUCCAACUUGAAACAAUGAGCAUAAGAGAAUGCCAUUCACUGACUGAAAUAGUUGGAGAUGAGAGAGAUGGCUUAGAAGAUGAGAUUUUUUUUAUGAAAUUAAAAGUUUUGAAACUCAUAGGGUUAACAAAACUCACAAGCUUCUCUUCAAGACUUAAUUUCACCUUCAAGUUCCCAUCUUUAGAACACUUGGUUGUGAGGCAAUGUCCCAACAUGGAGAACUUCUGUAAGGGAGUCCUAAAGACUCCAAUGCUGCAGAGGAUAUCACUGGAAGACUACCAUGAGGGGCGUCCCGUGGUUGAACUGAAUAGCACCAUAAAUCAAUUGUACAACGACAUGGUUGGAUAUGCUGGGUUAAGACAUUUGAAAUUCUUGGAGUUUCCUAAAUUGAGGGAAAAAUGGAACAAGAAUCCUCAAGAUAUCUUGGAUUUCCAAUGGAUUGUGAACCUGGAAAUUUGUCACUGUGAUAGCUUGAGGUACCUCUUAACUCCUUCCAUGGUGCUGAGUCUUUCUAGUCUCCAGGCAAUCACGGUACAAAACUGUGAAAUGAUAGAGCAAAUCAUCACACAAGAGGAAGCUAUAGAGGUACCAGAAAAUCAAAUGAUAAUCCCCCAGCUAGUUUCCGUUUCUCUGAAGUCUUGUCCCAAAUUGACAAGUUUUAUUGUGGGAAGUUAUAAACUUGAGUGUCCAUCAUUGCUUGGCAUCAAGAUAGGCGAUUGUCCAAAGAUGGUUACAUUUUCUUCAACAUUUUCAAGAGUGCAAGAGAAAGAGAAAAUUGGUGGAGGAAGUGAAGAAAUGCUUGGAAAGGAAGUUCUUGAUAUCCAUACUGAACCAUUCUUCAGUGAUCAGGUUAAGUUUUCCAGCUUUGUGGUGUUGAAACUUUCCUCAAUGAACAUGCAACAAAUAUUCCAGAAACAACUUUCAACAAUUUCUUCGGUUGUUCAGAGUGUAGGACGCUUGACUCUUGAAGGAUGUACUAAUUUGACAUAUCUAUUUACAUCCUCAAUGAUUAAAAGUUUUGUGACUCUCCAAAUUCUUAUAAUUCGUGAUUGUACAAUGAUGAAGGAGGUAAUAGUAACAGAAGGAUUAGUAGAAGAGGAAAGGAUUUUGUUCCCAAAACUUGAAGAGCUAACAUUUGAAGGCCUUCCCAAACUCAAAAGAUUCUGCUUUGGAUAUUACUUAGUGUUCCCCUUCCUGACAGAACUUCUUAUCAAGAAGUGCCCUCUAUUGGAGACGUUCAUCUCCAAUUCUAUUACUAGCAACCAGAAGGCCAAUGAAAGAGUAGAAGAAAAGAAUUUGGAGGAUUACGUCCAUACUUAUACGCCACCUCUUUUCAGUACAAAGGUGGUGUUCCCUAAUUUAAAGGAGCUUUUUAUCUUCCAGAUGGGGAGCUUGAUUAGGAUAUGGGAUGAACAACUUGAUGAAGACUCGUUCCACAAACUAUAUCUCCUACAAAUAUUUGAACCUCAAGGACUAGAUGCUGAUGAAUCAGAAGCACAAAUAACUUCUCAAUCAGCUUUGGUGGAAACAGCCCCUAAUUUUGUAUUUCCAAAAGUAACAUCUUUGGAUCUUCAGUGGCUACCCAAUCUCAAGAGUUUCUACACUCAAAUACAUACUACAGAAUGGCCAUCAUUGAAAAAAUUGAACGUGAGUGGAUGCCAUAAAGUGCAGAUAAUAGCUUCAGAACUUUCGAGAACAAGUGGAGAGAAACAACUUGAAAUCCAAAUUAAACGCCCUCUGUUCUGGGUCAGUAAGGCUACAUUCCCCAAUCUAGAAGAACUGAUAGUGGAGCGGAAUGAUGACCUGAGGGAGAUAUGGCAUGAUGAUGAUGAUGUCAAGAAUGACAUUAUUUUUACCAAACUAAAGUCUUUGCAACUUAAAUGUCUUCCAAGACUAGCAAGCUUCUGCUUAGGGAAUUGCAACUUUGAAUUUUCAUCUUUGGAAGAUGUGAUGGUGAUGGGGUGUCCAAAUAUGAUGACUUUCUCCGGGGGAGAAGUAAGUACACCUAGCUUGCAGAAAGUAAAAUCCAAAAAAGAUGAAGGUGUAGAAUGUUGGGAAGGUGGCCUUAAACCCACAAUACAACAGUUGUUUGCAAAAAAGGCAUGAUCAAAUAAAAAUGGUAGGUGAUAAUAGUAAACUCCACUGAUUAUUUUUAGUUUGAAAACUUCUUUCUGCAAUGUUGAGCCUCAAGUGCUGAUGACAACUCACUAAAUAAGACUCAUGACUAAACCUAUCCUUUACAA
Messenger RNA from Rubroshorea leprosula, 7294 nucleotides. The record is from the annotation of a GenBank genome assembly. NCBI's taxonomy places the organism in Eukaryota, Viridiplantae, Streptophyta, Magnoliopsida, Malvales, Dipterocarpaceae.